CUCAAGUAUUAUUCUGGGCCGAAGUCGCAAGGCUACGCAGUGGGAGAUUAAGAACAAUCUCCACAGCCUCCAUCCAGCUUAUUCAAAGGUCCCGGUGAUGAAAAAUGGGGCGCCGAUAAUUAUACGUGCUGAUAAGUAGAUUAUUAUCGCAAGCCUCACCGUUCUCUCGUUUUGCUGCUCUCAUCUAGUGUUGAUACACCACAUGCUGGCGGUUGGGUGGGCUUCGUACAUGAAUAAAAAGCCGCGACUUCGGAAAUCCCGCGUCAACCUAGAGCGCCUACCUAGCGGCGAAAUGAAGCGCGCUGCCCUCAUCUCGGCCAACCCCAGCGGAGCCCGCCUCUCGCUCGCGAAAAUCCUACGACGAAUCGACUGGCUAGCUUCUUCGGCUGCCCUCCCCAUCCACAGACCAUACCCCAGUUUCUCUUCUCACCUAUCACCGCACGCGACGAACACUACCUCGGAGGCUAGAGAGAGAGCUCUAUACGCGUCACAGGAAGUUGGAGGUAAUAUUGCGGGAUAUCGUGUCGUUUGGGUGAGGGGGAGUAGCGGUGAGGGGCGUAUCUGCGAUACCGACCGAUACAGUGAUAGAACGGGCCUUCCCACGAAGUUGGAACAGUUCGGUAGCCCUUGGCACAUACAUCCCAGAUUGACUGUAACCAGGCGCACCCGGCCACAAGACACCUACAAUACUGCAAUAUGGCCCGAGUCUGCACAGCCGAAUCGCGCGUAUACAUUAACUUUGGGGGUUACUAUUCCCGUAGCAGAUACAGAAAGGGGAAAAAGCCUAGUUCCGUCGUCGUAGAUGAAGCGGGCAGGAAGGUAGUUUCGAAGCCUCAAUACCAACCUGCCGAAUACUAUCCGGUCAUA
This is a messenger RNA of Durotheca rogersii, 867 nucleotides long. RefSeq lists its product as uncharacterized. The record is from RefSeq and is a predicted model, not a curated record. Bases 203 to 802 code for a protein of 199 amino acids. NCBI's taxonomy places the organism in Eukaryota, Fungi, Ascomycota, Sordariomycetes, Xylariales, Xylariaceae. The transcript has a single exon.